AUGGAUGAGUCAUGUUUUUAUUCGGAUGUAAUGAACAACUUUGAUUUGUUCAGUGAACAUGACAUGUUCUCUGAUCUUGAACAAGAGUUAAAGCUGGAAAACUCAGUGGGGCCAAAACCCUUUUGGAACAAUCAUUCUUGUUCAAAUCUCAAUGAAGAAAGCACCACCCUUUAUAGCAACAAGGGCAAUUAUUCAUAUUUGGAAGAGAUCACAGGCUGUGAUAACACAAGUCUCAAACAACAUGAUUCUCCUCAAAAACCUCUCUUAGCAUCCUCCAUGUCUUACAUUCUAUCUUUUGAGGAUUCCACUGCAGUGCCAAAUAUUCCCAAGAAAACUUGCCUAUACCAUGGUGGUGAAAAUUCAAAGGAGAUCACAAAAGAAGAGCCAUGCAAUAGAAAAUCCAAAACGGGUAGAGGCCCUUCUCAAACACAAAAUCACAAAAUGGCUGAGAGAAAGAGGAGAGAAAAUCUCACAAAAAUGUUCAUGGCACUUUCAGCCAUUAUUCCCGGGUUGAAAAAGAUGGAUAAGGCUUCUAUUCUUAAUGAUGCAAUCGAUUAUGUGAAAUAUCUUAAGAAGCGUGUAAAGGAUUUGGAAGAUCAGAACAAAAACAAGAAUAGAAAGAUUGAAUCCAUAGUAUGCUUCAAAAGCAGCAAAUCCAUUAACUCCGAAGAUUACUUGUCUUGGACCUUUGAUGGCUUAGAUAAACCUAGCAAGAAAUUUGUCAAAGUUGAAGCAAGAAUCUUAGCAAAAGACGUAUUCAUCAGAGUUAUGUGUGAGAAACAAAAGGACACUAUACAUAAACUACUGGCCAAGCUUGAAGCCCAUAAUCUCUCCAUAGUUUAUAGCAAUGUUUUGCCGAUUGGGAAUUCCUUGCUGAACAUUACUAGCAUUGCUCAGAUGGACCAUAAGUUCAACAUGAAGAUGGACGAUCUUGUGAAACUUUUGAUUGAGGAUUUCUCAGAGUGCUGUAACUUGCAACAAUAA
Messenger RNA from Abrus precatorius (Indian licorice), 984 nucleotides. RefSeq names its product transcription factor bHLH18-like. Gene Ontology annotation, molecular function: protein dimerization activity. The transcript has 4 exons. The record is from RefSeq and is a predicted model, not a curated record. NCBI's taxonomy places the organism in Eukaryota, Viridiplantae, Streptophyta, Magnoliopsida, Fabales, Fabaceae. Bases 1 to 984 code for a protein of 327 amino acids.